Carcharodon carcharias (great white shark) is the source of this 3453-nucleotide messenger RNA. Its product is annotated as 1-phosphatidylinositol 4,5-bisphosphate phosphodiesterase beta-2-like. Gene Ontology annotation, molecular function: calcium ion binding; phosphatidylinositol-4,5-bisphosphate phospholipase C activity. The record is from RefSeq and is a predicted model, not a curated record. Lineage: Eukaryota; Metazoa; Chordata; Chondrichthyes; Lamniformes; Lamnidae. The transcript is spliced from 31 exons. Gene Ontology annotation, biological process: phosphatidylinositol-mediated signaling; lipid catabolic process.
AUGUCAUGGACACAAGACAAUGGUAACAAGACUAAAAAGGGUGCUGAUGGUAGCAUAAAGGAUACAGGGGUUGGAUCACCAGUGGUUCUACGUAUUGAUUCCCAUGGGCACUUUUUGUACUGGACCUACCAGAAUAAGCAUUUGGAGUGCCUGGACAUCACCGUGAUCCAUGACACAAGAAUUGGAAAAUAUGCCAAAGUCCCGAAGAAUCCUAAAAUUCGUGAGAUUUUUAACGUAGAAAACCCGGAGUCUAAUUUCUAUUCCAAGUGUCUCACCGUGGUGUCAGGGCCUGAUUUUGUUAAUCUGACUUUCGACAACUUUGUUGCUUUCAAGGAAAAUGUGGUCAAGGGCUGGGCGGAUGAAAUCUUGAAUAUCGUUACCCAUCCACUGUGCCGCAAUCCUCCUCAGUCUGUCACCAUCAAUAAAAUGUUCACUAAAAUAAAGCUGUUUGUGAAUGAAGAGAGGAGGAUUCCAGUCAGAAACAUUUACCAGAUGUUUCCAGCUGACAGGAAGAGGGUAGAGGCAGCACUGGUUGCCAGUCAUCUCCCCAGUCUCAAGACCGACUUGAUCAAUCCAGAAGAUUUCACUGAAGUAGUCUUCAAACAGUUUCUGUCCCACCUGUGCCCAAGGCCUGAGGUUAAUCAGAUCUUCGAAUUGCUGGAUGUGUUGGUAAAGCCAUACUUGACUCGACAACAGUUGUCUACAUUUAUAAACAAGACACAGAGAGAUGCCCGGCUCAAUGAUUUUUUUUUUAAACCAUUGCAAUCUGAACAAAUCCAGAAUUUAAUUGACAAAUAUGAACCUGCCAAAAUGAAUUCACACAAAGGUCACAUAUCUCCAGAGGGGCUGAUCUGGUAUUUGUCUGGUCCAGAGAACAGUCUGCUAUACCCAGAGAGGCUGACGGUAUAUCAGGACAUGAUGCAGCCUCUGUCACAUUACUUCAUCAACUCCUCUCACAACACCUACCUCACUGCUGGCCAGUUCUCUGGGAUUUCCUCCCCAGAGAUGUAUCGCCAGGUCCUCCUCGCUGGCUGUCGUUGUUUGGAGCUUGACUGUUGGAAAGGACGGCCGCCAGAUGAAGAGCCAAUCAUCACGCAUGGUUUCACUAUGACAACAGAAAUUCUCUUCAAGGAUGUGAUUGAGGCUAUUGCAGAAAGUGCUUUCAAAACCUCCCAGUACCCAGUUGUACUGUCCUUUGAGAACCAUGUUGACUCCCCUAAACAGCAAGCUAAGAUGGCAGAAUACUGCCGAACAAUAUUUGGUGAUAUGUUACUGACAGAAACGAUGGAUAAAUACCCACUGAAGCCUGGUGCCCCCAUUCCCAGCCCCCAGGAACUGAUGGGCAAAAUCCUCAUCAAGAACAAGAAGAAUCAAGUGACCAGUCAGAGAAACCAAGAGGGGAAGAGGAGGAAGAGCAUGGAGCCAAUCUCAGAUCAGACAGUCCGGCCUGACUCAAUUCAGACAGGAGAACCUGCGGUGGAUCUAUGUGAGCUUGAAGAGGAGCCUGAGAAUAUUGAGCAGGAGGAGGAAGAGGAGGAGGAGGAGUUGAAGAAAAAUGAAUCUGACGAGGGCACCGCUGGCCAGGAAGUGAGAGCGUAUGAAGAGAUGUCCCGUCUAGUCAACUACAUUCAGCCUGUUAAGUUCGAGUCCUUUGAAGUGGCUAAGAAAAUAAACAAAUCCCACAUCAUCUCAUCGUUUACCGAGACCAAAGCUCUGGAUCUGCUCAUCAAAUUCCCCACUGAUUUUGUUGAGUACAACAAGAGACAAAUGAGUCGCAUUUACCCCAAGGGAACAAGGGUGGAUUCCUCGAACUACAUGCCCCAUGUCUUCUGGAAUGCUGGCUGUCAGAUGGUAGCUCUCAACUUCCAGACUGCAGAUAUACCCAUGCAACUGAACAGCUCGUUCUUUGAGUUCAAUGGGCGGAGUGGCUACAUUCUGAAACAUGAACUGCUGCGCUGUCUGGAGAAGGAGUUUAACCCCUUUGCUGAUCGGAUUGAUGUUGUUGUGUCGAGCACUGUAUCCAUCUUGAUUAUAUCAGGACAGUUUUUAUCGGAUCGUAACUCUAGAUUCUAUGUUGAGGUUGAGUUAUUUGGGCUCCAUAAUGAUCCUAAACGGAAAUACAGGACAAAAUUGAACACUGAGCAAAACUCUAUCAACCCCCAGUGGAGGGACGAGGAAACCUUUGUGUUUGAAAAGAUCCUCGUGCCAGAACUGGCUUUCAUAAGAAUUACCACUUUUGAAGAUAGUGGAAAAUUCAUUGGACACAGGAUUCUUCCAGUUACUGCUCUUCAGACAGGAUAUCGCUAUAUUGGCCUGCGGAGUGAGACUAACCAACCCCUCACCAUGCCGACUCUGUUUGUUCAUAUUGAAGUGAAAGACUACGUGCCUGACACUUGGGCAGAUUUAACCAAGGCUCUGGCUGACCCAAUUGAAUUUGUCUGCACAUUGAAAAAACAAUGCAGACAAGAUACACCAGCAGCACAUGAUCAGGAGAUAGUCAUGGAGGUGAAAGCAGAGAUACCAGACAGCAGCGAUGGAAUGAUGGACACCAGCGAGCUAAACAAGUUGGAGCCUCUGACUAUAGAUGAGCUUAAGACUCAUAAGACCUUUGUCAAAGUGCAGAGGAAGCAAGAGAAGGAACUGAAGGAACUGGAGAGGAAGAGUCAGAAGAAGAAAGAUGAUAUGAUACAGAAAUAUUCCAGCAGCUUCUCAGAACUACGCAAGAAAAAUUCCUAUCAUAACAGAGGGCAGAAGAAAAAAUGAAAUGGAGCAACGGCUGAGAAAGUGAGUGAGCUCGAGGACAAGCUGAAGGCCGAUUUACAGCAAGUGUGCACAGAGCAGUACAAACUCGUCAGGGACAGAAAAGAACAACACAUCUCCGAGCAAGUGGCCAAACUGAUGGAAAUAGCAAAAGAGAGGCAAACAGCGGCACUGAAGAGUUUAAAGGAGUCAGCUGAAAGUGAGAUGAAAGAAGUGAAGAAAAAGAUUGAGCUGAAGCGACAGGAGAAGAUUGAGACCAUGCUGAAAACCACAACGGAAAAGUGUACCCAAGAGAGGCGCAAGAAGGAGAUCAAUGAGCAACAUAUUCAGAUGUCAGUGAAAUUUUUCAAGCUGGCUUUAGUGAAUCAGUCGAAUGAUGAGAGCAAACUUGAAGAACAACACUCUGCUAAAUUAGAGGAAAUUAAGGAAAAGGAAAAAGAGUACCUGCAGGACGCCCAGAGUGAGUAUGAGGCAAAAAUGAGCGACGUGCCACAAGUGGUGGCGGAGCUGAGCAAGUCAAUCAUCGCCACCAGGUUCACGCUGGAGCUGCAGAGACUGCAGGAUCAAGGGAAAGAUGUGGUAGAAUCAAAGGCAAAUGAAUUGCCACCCACUAAUGAGAUGACGGAGAGCCCUCCAUGCAGUGCAACUAACGAGGCUAAGGACAACCUGGAGGAUCUUAUCGCUGAGCUAUAA